AUGGGCAGAUUGAUGCAGUUUAAUUCGAAACAUUUUGGAGGUCGACGGAAACAAUAUUGGAUUUCGAAGAUGCGUUUCUUCUCCCGGACGCUUGUGCUCCUUGUGGUUGCGUUAAUAGCAGGAGCAGUGAACGCUAACGAUGCGGUUAAAGAACGUCGAAUUAUUGGAGGAGUCCGGGCGUUCCCUGGGGAAUUCCCAUGGAUGGUAUCGAUCCAGCGAUUGAUUCUGACCCGCGCCAACCACGUCUGCGGUGGUUCCAUUUUGAACCAAUUCUACGUGCUAACCGCGGCUGAGUGCUUCUUCAAUAACCAGAACAGCCGGUAUCGGGUACAGGCCGGUAAGAUACUGCUGAACACCUUCGAACCGACCGAACAGACCAUCAACGUCCUGCGCUUUACGAUGCAUCCCAUGUACGAUGGCACUGCGAGUCCGUACGACAUCGCCACCGUACGAUUGGCAUCGCCAUUCGGCUUUACCGCCUACAUUCGGCCAAUCCAGUUGCCAACCGCCGAGACCAUUCCGGCUGGAGUGGUCAAGUUUUCCGGCUGGGGAGCGACCUCGACGGGGCUUCUACCGACCAUGCCCAACGAUCUGCAGAUGUUCCAGGUUGGAAUCAUGCCUAACGAGGAGUGUCAGAUUGCGGUUAACGGCGCAGUAGACAAUGAUCCGGUGACGGAACGGAACGUCUGUCUCGGUCCAGCGACCGGUGGUAUCGGUGCGUGUAGUGGCGAUGCUGGUGGUGCAGCCGUUCAGACCAUUCUUGGACAGGACACGAUCGUCGGUAUUAUCGCGUGGCAACUGUCUUCCUGUGGCCAAGCAGGCAAUCCCUCCAUCACUACGCGUGUUUCGGCGUUCAUCGAUUGGAUUAACCAAAAUUCUCAAAUAUAA
Anopheles darlingi is the source of this 888-nucleotide messenger RNA. Its product is annotated as trypsin-1-like. Bases 1 to 888 code for a protein of 295 amino acids. Gene Ontology annotation, molecular function: serine-type endopeptidase activity. The transcript is spliced from 2 exons. Lineage: Eukaryota; Metazoa; Arthropoda; Insecta; Diptera; Culicidae. Gene Ontology annotation, biological process: proteolysis. The record is from RefSeq and is a predicted model, not a curated record.